Molecule: messenger RNA, 2255 nt
Organism: Drosophila hydei
Lineage: Eukaryota; Metazoa; Arthropoda; Insecta; Diptera; Drosophilidae
Gene: Eaf
Product: ell-associated factor Eaf
Exons: 7
Coding region: 615-2141 (508 amino acids)
Biological process (GO): regulation of transcription elongation by RNA polymerase II; positive regulation of DNA-templated transcription
Cellular component (GO): super elongation complex
Molecular function (GO): transcription elongation factor activity
Source: RefSeq, a predicted model, not a curated record
UGUUUGUUUGCGUGCAACAACUUUUUCCACCGUGUCCCGGCGUGUGUGCGAAAAAGUCUUGCAACGUUCAAAACAACACGUCGAUAAGUACGGCCGCAAAAAUUCCUAAAUCCGUGGCAGCAAGUAAACUGCAGCGCCUCAAAGCCAAAGCAGCUGCAAGUCAACAUUACGGCGGCAGUUAUCGUAAGUCCGGUAACAGCGGCGGCAACGGCGGCGGUGGAGGUGGUGGUGUCGGCGGCGUAGGCAGCGGCAGCGGCAGCGCAGCUGGCAGCGAUUUAGCUAAUUUUACAACAACAAGCGGCUACAACUAUCAACGCGGUGGCGCUGCGGAGGAGCGUAGCUUUGCUGCAACAGCGGCGACGUCGGCGUUGGCGUUGGCGUCUUCAGCUGCCGACACUGUUGGCGACAAGUCAUAUCAAUACAGCAACAACAACAACAACAUCAGCACUAGCAACAACAAUUAUCAAAAGUCAAACUACACCAGUGCCAAUUACAAUAAUCAGAAUCCAACAACCAACCACCUGCCUUAUCAGCCUACACCAUACUCCUCCCACAACAACAACAACAGCAACAUCAGCAGCAAUAACAACAUCAAUAACGGAAACGGGGGAACGAUGAUGAUGACCAAACAAAAGCCAACGCUUACCGAACGCCUCAACAUCAGUGGGGAUGAGGUUCGCGAGCUUAAAUUGGGUGCCACAUUCAAUCCAAAAAACACAGCGACCGCAUUUCACACAAUCAAAUAUGACUUUAAGCCAGCGAGUGUGGAUACGAGCCGAAUGGCAACUGUGGAUGUUGGCUCCAAUAAUCAAGUUACUGUUACCGUGCCAAAUUUAGAAAGUUCCGGUGUGCCUCAAACAGUUUAUAAGGGUAAUCACAAAAAAUAUACAAAAGAAUGCCUAAUCAUAUUCGACAAGGAAACGGGUGCUAUCACAUUAGAGAAGCUAAACCACAAUAUACAAGUGAAGAAGACAAGAAGCGAAAUGACAAACAAGCCAAGCUUGAUGCCUGCUACAAAUGCUGCACCCAUACCAACUGGCGCUAAUGGUGUGCCGAUGCCGUCCGCGCCGAUCGCCGGCACAGGAUCUGCACUCAAAUUGGAGAACAGCACCAUGCGCAUAACAUCGAAAACGAAAGUGUCGACGGGCAGUCGCCGGAACAAUAUAAUUGAUUUUAAGCCACGCAAUUCGCCCAUGCAACAGAGCUCACCAUCGCGUCCAGUGGCCUCGCACCGCAGUCCGCAAUCGGCGCCGGCCUGGCAUGCCAACAAUGCCCAGCAAACAUUGCCUAGCAUACCUAUGAUAAUGGACGAUGAUGACUUUGGCUUAAGUGCAGCUCUGCACAAUGGCGGUCAGGCGAAUAUCUCGGGCUCCUCCACAGGUUCUUCGGUAGGUCAGCCGGAUUAUGGGUCAGCGCAUAUGGGCAAGCAACGACAAGCGCCGAACCAAGGUCAUGGCAAACGGCAGCAACAGACCCAACGCUCCAGUCCUCCCAUGCACCAGCAGCAGCAACAGAAUUAUGGCCGUGGCGGCGGCAACAACAACUACGCACAACAGCAGCAGCAGCACCAACAGCAACAUCAGCAGCAAAUGCAGCAACGCGCAUCAUUUAGCCAUAGCAAUCAUAGCAACAGUAUGCCCUUGGACUUGGAUUCGCCCAGUCAUCACGAACAAAGCGCAUCUAUGGCACAGGCAGCCGCCGCGCUGGAACAGCAAAUUGGCGGUGAACUGAGUGCGUCUAGCUCGAGCUCAGAGUCUGAAUCCAGCGAUAGCGACAGUGGCAGCGAUUCUGAUGACAGCACCGAGGAUGAUCGUCCCACGCAUCAGGAGCAACAGCCGCCAGGGCAGCUAUCACAUCAUCAUCAUAUGCAACAGCAACAACAACAGCAUCAACAUCAUCAUCAGCAGCAGCAGCAGCAACACAUGCAUCAGCUGCCUAAUCUGGGACUGGGUUCUAUAUCGCCGACAUACAAUAGUCAUCAUCAUCAUCAACAACAACAACAGCAGCAGCAGCAGCAACAGUCGCAUCAUCAUCAUCACCAGCAACAGUCCGGCAUUUAUGCAUCCAAUGGUGGCUUUCCCAAUGACUUGCUACAAAACGAUCUGCAAUUGUCGUCAAAUUCGUCCGAUGAUGAUGAUUAGCCUUUUUUAAACUGUAAACCAUUAAGUUGUAAUCUAUGUUGCCUUCUUUUUUAACUAAUUUAAAGAACAACAACGACCAUAAAUAAAUAUCAGCAUCCGCAAACAUUAAACAAA